This is a messenger RNA of Fusarium subglutinans, 3120 nucleotides long. RefSeq lists its product as uncharacterized. The transcript is spliced from 3 exons. NCBI's taxonomy places the organism in Eukaryota, Fungi, Ascomycota, Sordariomycetes, Hypocreales, Nectriaceae. The coding region runs from base 1 to 3120 and encodes 1039 amino acids. The record is from RefSeq and is a predicted model, not a curated record.
AUGGCUACAGGAUUGGAGAUCGUCGGCACAUUUGCCGCCGUUUACCAGCUGAUCAAUGUAUCAGCUGGGUUGAUAACCGAGUGCAUGGCUGUACACAAUGGCGAGCGCACUGCUGAGAGCGACUUGAAGGAGCAUGCCCAAAACUUGGAAGAAGCCUGUAAAUUAACUCAGGCACGUUAUCGGGAUAUGGGCUCCUCCGAAAAGCUUUCUGAUACCGAAAGGCGUGUUCAAAAGACUGCAAGUAGAUGUCACGCUUCUGCUCGAGCACUGCUUGGGGAGCUAGACUUUGUGAAAAAGGAGCAGGAAAAUUACGACUGUAUGGGAGCCGUCGCUUAUGUGAUCAAAUCCAAGGUGCACCGCAAGAAGAUCGAACGGAUGGAGGCUAGGUUCAAAAACGACCAACAGGAGUUACAGAUAAUUCUCCAAUCUGAUAUCCUUUCACAAAAUAAGGCCAUGCAGUAUCUCCAGAUGGAAAGUUUCGCGGAUUUAGAGGAAGACAUACAGAUUUUGAUCAACCAGGCAUCCGAGGGCUUCUGCGGGCUAGAGAGAUUCAUCGAAGCUCAGCAUAAGGCGACAAAAGACCUUAUCGUUCAGGAAGUCUCGAAAGUACAGCGAGCGAUCAAAGAAGACUUCACGACUAAAGAACAGCGCAAAGAAUUUCUCCAAAGUUUCAGAUAUCCAGAGAUAAAUAAGCGGUAUAACGACGUGCUGGAUUCGAAUGAAGCCAACUUUACUCGAGUCUUUGCAUCUUACGAAAAGGUUACGAGGCACGACCAGAGAUCUGUAUUGUCAAUAGGUGGCAACAGUCACUCCAGCUCUGAAGCUAGCAGAUAUGAUGCAAGCCAUAGCGACCCCGAUAUCGACAGUGACGAAUUGAGAAUUAUUGAAGAAUCAUGGUCGAGCUUCAUCAACUGGUUGAGGUCUAGCGACUCCUUAUUCUGUAUUCAAGGAAAGCCUGGGUCAGGCAAAAGUACUCUGAUAAAGUUUGUGAUCGAUAACAAAAACACCCGACGACUUCUUGAAUAUCAAAGUCCUGAGAUAGUCAUCAUGUCUCAUUUCUUUUGGAAAAUUGGAAGCAAAGAACAAAGCAGCAUUAAAGGAUUUUUAUGUUCAUUAAUCCACCAGUUGUUAGCUCGCAGUGAGCAUCUACAGGAGCUUGCAAUGGGCCUGUAUGAUACGGGCUUCCACAAAAGCUAUGAUGACUGGUCUCCAAGAACUCUCAAAAGUCUUCUCCGCCAGAUUUUGGAAGCUAAAAGCCAUGCUAUCUGUGUCUUCGUCGACGGUCUCGAUGAAGUCGCGAAUGAUGAUGGCCUUGGGAAGCUGACGCGGGAGAUUGAAGAGGUUCUUCAGUUUUCAGGCAUUAAGAUUUGUGUUUCUAGCCGACCAGAAGCAUCAGUGGUACAAUGGCUUGAGAGAUUGAAUGCUCGGAGCAUUUUACUUGAGGAUCUUACCAGGCCUGAGAUGAGCAACUACGUUCAUAAGGGCCUGGAUCCCUUGCUUUCUUCGAAGAGACUCUCGAUCAAGACCCAUCGAUAUCUAUGUGAUGAAAUGGUUCGAAAAUCGCAAGGAGUCUUCUUGUGGCUCUCCUUGGUCUUAAGAAGCCUCAUAGACGGUAUACAGAACGGAGACACAGAGCAGAUACUCAUGAAACGUCUUGCUGAGUUACCAAGCAAAAUACAUGAUCUUUAUGCUGACAUUUGGUACCGUUUGAAAGAAAGGAGCCCAGUAUACAGAAGAGAUGCAGUUCGGUAUGUUAUGUAUACUCUGAUGAGCCACUGGCAGGCGAUUUACUUCCGGCCUCAAGAACACAUUUUCGAUAUUUGUGUCACACUACCUGCCUUGGGACAGAUCGCAUUUGCAGAGAUGCCCGAUAGACAGGAAACUCUCCUGGAAUAUGGAAAAAAGAUAGAGUUCAAGGAAGUACUGGAGAUCUGCAAUAUGGCAAGAAAUCGGAUCGAAAUCAGUUGUGGUGGUUUGCUACAAAUUGGAAGGCUAGAAAAGGGAAAGGGAAUAUCAACGUGUGAUCCCAACGACCUCUUCAUGCAGAAGGUGGCUUUCAUUCACCGCACAGCUCAUGACUUCUUCACCGAGACGGAAGUUGGAAGAUCAAUAUUGCGGGAAGACUCUGUAAACCGCUUCGAGAUAGCGACGUGUGCUGCCAAGGGUCUUUUAUGUCUCCAUCGCAUCAUGGCUCACCAGCAUGGUGUGAGGGCCGAGAUGCUUUAUUUUCUCGACCAGAUUGGGCGCCUGAGCGAGGAAAGCAAUAUUUCAGCUGUCGCGAAGAUAGCUGAAAUGCUUCCAGUCUUGCAAUCGCUCUUCGCAGAGGAUAUAAUUUCAGGCAGUGGUACCUGGCAACCCAAGUGCCACUUCCUGACCUACCUCGUUCCUUAUACCUCUUUCCAUAAAUUCAUCCUAUACGAAAUACAGAAGGCGUCAUCAGAAGAGCUUGCGACCCAAGUUCUCCAAGAGCUAUGCUGCGAGAUGGGUAUUUCCUCCUCUACCAAACGCCUAGUUUCAUUUGGACUUAUCGGACCCCUUAUCUCAAUGGGUGCUGAUGCGCACACUUGUAUAAGAGACCAAGGACUGGCGAAGAGCCGAGAGAGUCACCGCGAGCUGCUGGUCAUUAGAGGCAGCUCAUUCGCGAACUUUCUAAGAUUAUCAAUCACAGCGUCCUUUUUUGACAGCUACAAGGACGGAGAUCUCGCUACACUGGUAUCGAAAGUGGUUACAACCAUGGCAGUGACCUGCCCAGACCUGAAUGACGCGACGUUGAUUGUAUUCAGAACGUGCAACACUGGCAGAGUCAUGCUGGAAAAGGAUUCGAACAGAGUCCACAACGAGAAUAAAUAUGCCUCUAUUGUUGUAGAAGCAAAGCUAAGCUUUCUUAUCGCUUAUUUGUUCUCCCAAUUGAAGCCAUUAACCGAAGAAAAUGCCGUUCUCAAACGUUUCUCUGGCAAGCUUGAGCCCCCUAGACCAGACAUACGGUUCAUUUUCACUUUCGAUGAAGACAAUCUCAUCUGCAACCGCAUCUCAUCUCAAGGGUCUUGCGAGAGGCUGAUUGAUUUUCUGUUUCCAAGGGAAGGUUCCCCGCCGCAAACUAGUGAACUAAUCGGCAUGUAG